Hydractinia symbiolongicarpus is the source of this 3914-nucleotide messenger RNA. RefSeq names its product baculoviral IAP repeat-containing protein 3-like. The transcript has 4 exons. The record is from RefSeq and is a predicted model, not a curated record. The coding region runs from base 315 to 2585 and encodes 756 amino acids. Gene Ontology annotation, cellular component: cytoplasm; nucleus. Lineage: Eukaryota; Metazoa; Cnidaria; Hydrozoa; Anthoathecata; Hydractiniidae.
UCGACAUUUCUUGACGUAAAUAUUCUCUCUUUUGUCAAACAACGCAGACAGGUUAAGGGGUGUCACUAGGAUUAAAAGUGUAAAAGGUGAUCACACACGGAACUUGGCAACACAAUAGUCAGAAUAAAACACCCUCCGAAGAAGAGCGUAAGGAAACUACAGCGACCGUUGGUCAGCUGGAUAUAACGUGCGCAUUAAUGAAUGUCGGUGUAGUCUACAAAAAAAAAAAAGAAAACAACGACUAAAAAAGUAAAGAACUGGUAGCGAGCGCAGGGAGUUUUGUUUUUCGUUUUCGUUGGAAAGAAAAUAAGAAAAUGGAACAUAAGAACUAUGAAAAUUACAGAGACCGGCUAAACUGUUAUAAUGAAAAAAGGUGGCCUCCAGAAACACCAGUGUAUAUCAAAGAAUUGGCAGAAGCUGGUUUUGUAUAUACUGGCCUUAACGACACAGUUUUUUGUUUUCGUUGUGGCAUAACAGUUUCUGAUUGGCGUGAAGGAGAUGAUCCCUUGAAGCGUCAUGAAGCUCUAAAUAAACAAUGUGCAUUUUUAGUAAAACGUUUAAAAGAUGUUUCUCCUUCCUCAAAUCAAAGGGAUGAAUCAAGAUUUUACAAAUCUUUGGAUGAUUUUGAACGUGAAUCACUACUAUAUGACUGGGAUCCAGAACAUGGAGUUGUGCGCAGAAAUCUUGUUGCACAAAGCACUACUAGUAUCGAGGACAAAAAAAAUUAUGCUAUCAACUCACCAGAUAAACCUAAGGAUGAUAAUACGGCAGAAAUGAAUCAACCCAGUCUUGCUCACAAGUACAUGCGUUUUGAAGUAGACAGAUUCCAAAGUUUUGCUGUUUGUCCUAUCAACAAACAUUGGCCAUCACCUGAGCUGCUAGCCUCUGCUGGAUUCUUUUAUUUGAACGACUCCAAAGGCAUGGCUUGUUUUUGUUGUGGUGUAGUAGUGGACGACUGGGAGACAUCAGAUCAAGAUGCUGUAAAGAGACACCAGUCAAUUUCUGCAAAUUGUGCGUUUAUUCAUGGAAAGCCUUGUGGUAAUGUAGCCAGCGAUGGCGAGCAUGAAUUUAUACCAGAAAUGCAAAUGUUAAAUAUAACUUCGCAAGAAAGUGCACCGAAUAUAUCACCAGAUCAACAAAACCACACUGAAAGAUCAUUUGAGCCUAAUCCUAUGGAAAGACAUUCUCAACUAACUCAAAUGGCCCCUCAAUAUCCUCUGCAACCGCCGGUAACAUUAGCUAUACCUGCAAUGGAUCUGUCAGAUAAAGCCAAACGUCUUGGCACCUUUAUCACCUACCCAAGAAAUGCUGCUGUGCAACCGGUUGAAUUAGCGGAAGCCGGCUUUUUUUACGUCGGGAAAGGUGAUGGUGUGCGGUGUUACAAGUGUGAUGUUUCACUUCGUCAAUUUGAGGAAGGAGAUAAAGCAUGGUCAGAACACUUACGAUAUUCUCCCGCUUGCCCGCUUGUUAUUAAGCAUUUGCGUAUUAUUAACGGUAUGGCCUAUCAAAAUCAGUACGUAGAAACUCAACCAGUGAGCACAUCACCUCCAGAUCCUAGAUAUCCGGCUCAACCCAAUGGACACUUUCCAUUUCGACCAGAAUAUGCUGAAUAUACAUGGAAUGGAAUACAAAAUGGAUACCCUUACAAACCAAGCUAUAAUGAACAGAAUUACCCGAGUAAUGGACAUGUUAGACCAAUGAAUGGGUACCACAAUGAACAACAUGUUAAUAAUUCACCCGUACAAUCUCUCUCACAAUACCAAAAUAAGUACUCUCAAGAACUACGCCACCCAUCCAUACCACAUAUGCCGCAACCGCAGUGGCAAAUGGUACGUCCCAAUUUCAGGCCUUACGACCUUACAAAUAAUCAAUUAGUUCCAUCGACGUAUGCUUUACAUCCGUCUCAACAAAUGUCCAGAAAUAGGAUUCCGCUUCAUCACCAAAUGUCAAGUCCGUUAGAGUCCCAGGCAAAUGAACAAUCUAUUGAUACAUCAUCGCAUGUGCGGCACAAUAGCGCUCCUUCACUAGUAAACCAGGUUACAAAAAACGCCAUGUCCGUGCCGUCUUCGUUAAACAGUCCAAGCUCUUCUCCAAACUCAUCACGUCAUAUUAGACAAAUUGACAAUAGAAAUGAACCUACAUUGACAAGUGUUUCUCAAAGUAGUCUAGACAGCCUACUCGAUAUGGGUUUUAAAAGAGAGGACGUGUUAAAAACUAUUAAAUGUUACACUGAGUAUUCCCCAAAACCUUUCAAAACGCCAGAUGAUUUAGCGCAGGCAGUGAUGUAUUUCCAACAGCACGGACAUCUAGAAGGAACACCGUUUGGAAAAAACCUUACAACCGAUCCGAGUGAAGAAGGCAAAAGUAUGAUAUAUGAUCGAGCAAAGAGAAAAGAAGUCAACGAAGAGGCGAAUGCAAAAAACUGUAAGAUAUGCACCAUUUGUUUUGACGCUGAUGUGGAAGUAACGUUUGUACCCUGUGGACAUCUUGUUGUUUGUCAGUCAUGCGCACUUGGUGUGAAGGAUUGUCCAAUAUGCCGGUUGCCGAUUGAGGAUACCGUGAGGACGUAUUUUUUUGGCAAUUAAUUGUAAUAAUUCGCCAUUGGGUGUAGUUGACAUGUCAUUAGAUGUGUUUAAUUACGUGUACUUUACGUACAUUACGCCAUUAGGUGUACUUGUGUUCUUCAAAGGAAAGGUGGUAUAUUAAUUAAAUUUCAAGCCAAGAAAAAAUGAAUACCUAUGGGUGAUUAUCUUAAUUAGUGAGUAGUUACGGCACUUUCCAUUUAAAACACGUUAGUCAUGAGCAUCGAGUGAAAAUCGUAACAGACAAAAAACGAUCAAGUAGCGUUUAACACAAUUAAGGUGCGUAAGAUCAGUCAAAGCGACUAACUUGCGUUAUCAGUCGAAAAGAUAAAGUUGCGUUUACAUCGCACGAGACCAAUAAAAAGAUAAAGUUGCGUUCACAUCACAUGAUACCAGUAUGAAAAGAUAAAGUUGCGUUUACAUCACACGAGACCAGUAAAAAGAUAAAGUUGCGUUCACAUCACAUGAUACCAGUAUGAAAAGAUAAAGUUGCGUUUACAUCACACGAGACCAGUAAAAAGAUAAAGUUGCGUUCACAUCACAUGAUACCAGUAUGAAAAGAUAAAGUUGCGUUUACAUCACACGAGACCAGUAAAAAGAUAAAGUUGCGUUCACAUCACAUGAUACCAGUAUGAAAAGAUAAAGUUGCGUUUACAUCACACGAGACCAGUAAAAAGAUAAAGUUGCGUUCACAUCACAUGAUACCAGUAAAAAGGGUGACGUUCAGAUCAAAAAAAAAUUACCAACAUACAGUUUUAUAUAUAUGUGGUGCGAAUCUCUUACCUGGCCAACUUUUGCAUUUUUAUGUGUUUAAAUAUUAUUUCUGUGAGAAACACAUUCUAGUGAUUAAACCUUAAACGUAAAAAGCUUAAGGCUUUACCGCGAAGGACGGAUAAAGCAUGUAAUAAUGUUUAUGUAUGAAUGAUAUCAUACAGGAGAGAUAAUUAUAAGAUUGGAGUUCAAUCUGCUCCUGUGCUAAAUCAAAAAAUUGACUAGGGCUGGUUGCCAAGUCGGUCAUUCACAAAACGGAUUUAAAAGCAUUGCUCGAUUAGCCAGCCUUCAGAUAUAAGAUAAUAAUGUUAAUGUUAAGUACGUAAUAAAUCUUUGUCGAAUUUAUUUUAUUUGAUGUGCCGCCGCUGCAUAAAUAAAUCAUCGAAAUUCGAGAAAGGUUUAUUGUUUUUAGAGAUUAGUAUUGUAUAAAUAGUUAUGAUAAAUUAAAAUCUCGUUUUCAGGUUGUUUUUAAAAAAAUAACCCGGGAAUGAAGUUGCUUGAUUAUCUUCAUUUUACCGUGUACAUAAGUAUUUUAAUUAAAGAUAUUCUCCUGUAUAAUUA